Messenger RNA from Brenthis ino (lesser marbled fritillary), 1326 nucleotides. NCBI's taxonomy places the organism in Eukaryota, Metazoa, Arthropoda, Insecta, Lepidoptera, Nymphalidae. The record is from the annotation of a GenBank genome assembly.
AUGUUAUUUUUACCAGAAGUCCUGAUGCCUAUAGAGAUAUUAUUGCAAAUAUUAACUGACAACUAUCUAAAUUUAUCUUAUUGCGUUACAAUUGUUUCUGAAGAACAUAUAUUAAUUAAAAUUCCUAAUACUUUUAUGCGUAUAUCUGUAAAUGAUAAUGAUACGCUUACAAAUCUCAUGCUCAAUGCAUCAGAAAUGGGUUGUUCUGAUUACAUAGUGCAAGUAAACAAGCCAGAAAUAUUUAUGUUAGCGUUUGAAGAUGUUGUGCACUUGGGUAAUGUUAGAAAAGGCGACAGGAAGAUAAUUAUUCUACCAACCUUACAAAAUCUCAUCAAUAAAAGUUCACAAACGUUAACAAACGUUUUGUCAAUGAAGGAAACCAGAUUUGUUGCUAAUAUUCUUAUUAUUGUGCCAUCGGAAACAGUAAAUCAAUGCUAUACUUACGACCUCAUUACCCACCAAUUUAUUGGCAAACAUGAAAAUGAAAAGCCGAUCACUUUAGAUAGAUGGAACUCCUGUACAAGAAAGUUUGAAAAAGAUGCAAAUUUAUUUCCACAUAAUAUGACUAAUUUAGACGGAAAAAUAGUUAAAGUCACAGGGUUUACUUAUACGCCGUAUGUGUUGUUAGAUCUUGAUCCCAAUAUUGUACCUAAUGGUCGUGAUGGCUUGGAAGUAAGGAUAGUCGAGGAAUUGUGCAGGUGGAUUAAUUGUAAAAUUAAAAUAGUUGGAGACGAUGGAAGAGAAUGGGGAGAAAUAUACGACAAUAUGACUGGUGUAGGCAUUUUAGGAAAUGUAUUAAUUGAUCGAGCAGAUCUUGGCAUAACUGCACUAUACUCUUGGUAUGAAGAAUAUGUUGUAAUGGAUUUUUCAACUCCAUUUUUGAGAACUGGCAUUACAUGCAUAGCACCAUCACCAAGAUUAUUAGCUAGUUGGCAAAUGCCAUUAUUACCUUUUAAAUUGUAUAUGUGGAUUAGUUUGUUUUUCACAUUUAUAUAUGCAUCUUUGGCUUUGAUGGUAGCAAAAAGAUUUUCCUCAACUAAUGUUUUUUUGACUACUUUUGGUAUUAUGAUUACACAGUCACAGCCUGAGUCAGGAUUUUCAUCUUGGCGCAUACGCAGCGUCGUCGGUUGGAUGAUGAUGACUGGUUUAGUUUUGGACAAUGCUUACGGAGGAGGUCUGGCUUCAACAUUCACCGUACCUAGAUAUGAACCCACGAUCGAUACAGUACAGGAUAUUGUUGAUCGUAAACUUAUAUGGGGAGCUACGCAUGACGCCUGGAUAUUUUCAAUAACACUUUCCCAAGAGGUUAUAACUUACAUCAUUUCG